AUGUGUAUGGGAGCAAUGGCGGGUGCAUACAUACUUACACAAUUUGCGAUAAAGUUUAGUGAAAGAGUUACCGGUUUGAUACUUAUAUCCCCUAUAUGCCGAGCACCCUCUUGGAAUGAAUGGUUUUACAAUAAGUUCAUGUCAAAUUUGCUCUAUUAUCACGGUAUAAGUGAUUUGUUGAAGGAGUUAUUGAUUCACAGAUACUUCAGUAAGGAAGUUUGCGGUAAUAUUAAUCUAGAAGUCCCAGAAUCAGAUAUAGUUCGAUCAUGCAGAAAGUCAUUGAAUGAGAGAGAUAGCAUUAACGUAUGGCGGUUUCUUCAAGCAAUCAGCAGGAGACGAGACAUCACCGAAAAUUUAAAGAGUCUUGAAUGCCGAACGAUCAUCUUUGUUGGCGACAGCUCUCCGUUCCAUAAUGAAGCUCUUCACAUGAAUGCAAACUUGGGUAAAACAUGUUCUUCUUUUGUUGAGGUACAUGCUUGUGGAUCAAUGGUGAAUGAAGAACAGCCUCAUGCAAUGCUGAUCCCGCUGGACUCUUUUCUGAUGGGAUAUAAAUGGUACAAACCAUACCGGUUCAUGGGCAUCCCGAGGAGCCCUAUUGGUCCGCGCUGCAUUGCUCCCGAGCUUCUUUACCCUGAAAAUAUGGGAGUGAAGCUUAAACCAAUAAAAACACGUGUAUCUCCUCUCCGUCCUCGUACCCAAAAAAGUUGA
Messenger RNA from Lactuca saligna, 708 nucleotides. Lineage: Eukaryota; Viridiplantae; Streptophyta; Magnoliopsida; Asterales; Asteraceae. The record is from the annotation of a GenBank genome assembly.